Molecule: messenger RNA, 6864 nt
Organism: Symbiodinium natans
Lineage: Eukaryota; Dinophyceae; Suessiales; Symbiodiniaceae
Source: the annotation of a GenBank genome assembly
AUGACACAGGCGCUUUUGCUUGAAGUGGAAAAGUUUCGUAUGAACCUCCUUGUCUUUUACCACCGCGCUGUGGGCUGCUGUGGCACAACGGCGACGUGGGGCGCUUUAGAGGAAGCAAAGCAGAAACUGCGUGAGUUUUACUUUGAGCAGCUCUUGUUGCGACCGAAGCCAGAGAAUCGGACCCAGAAAGGCUGGCAAAACAUCCUGGAGUCAGCUCGCUUGAGUUUGGAGCCCAAGCUGGACAGACUGAGCAGGAUCGAGGACGUUUUCGCUUUGGCUGAAAAGUGUUUGAACAAGAACCAGAGCAUCUUGGAAGAUUUUCGGUUCAUUGCAACAGACAACGUGUUUUGUGAAGCUGUAGAGUGGAGUGCUCAAGAGAACUUUGUGCACGCGACUGAAGAGGGCAAGACGUUUGAGCGUGACCUGGAGAUCUUGUCUAGGUUGGACCAGGGCGAGAACACCGGAUCGGACGUGUUCGAACAGUCGCUGGAGCCUCGAAGUGAACCGCUUGACCUGACCGAGACCAGUGAGCCUACACCAAAGAGGUUGAAGUUCAAGGUGGCAUUGAAGCAGUCUGAGGGCAACAUGGUGAUGCAGGGCCAAGAGCAGAAUCGUUCUUUCAUGGGUUUGUUUCAGUCCAUGUCCAUUGAGCAGCAAAGACAGUCAGAAGAAUUGAAAGAAGCGGUCACUCACCUUGGUUCCAGGAAGGAAGCUCCGACGGGGUGGACAAAGUUCAUCCCUCGACCUGACCCUUUCAAGCCCAAAGACCGAGAAGAAGAGCUAACGCAAUGGCAAGAUUGGAGUUGGAGCUUCAAGCAGUGGAUCCUUGCAAUAAGCCCUGAGAUGUAUACUGCGAUUGAAGAGGUAGAGCAGGAUUUGAGUUCGCCUUGUGAAGAAGCCACUAUGACCGACGAUGCCAUUCUACAGGGAAAGCAGCUGUAUGCAAUCCUCACGAGCAUGCUUCGAGAAAGGCCUCUCCAAAUCCUCAAGAGUGUCACCGGUGCCAAUGGAUUCGAGACAUGGCGUGUGCUAAACAAUGUGCUGGCACCCACCAACAAGACACGAGCGCUUGCACUGUUGGGAGCAAUCUCACAGUUUCCGGCAAUGAAUCAAGGGAAUCUCCUGGAGCAGGUGCUACGUCUGGAGGACCUCUUCCGCAAGUACGAGCAGGCGUCGGGAAAGCCAGUUCCGAAUGAGAUGCAGAGUGCAAUCUUGUUGCGUGUUUUGCCUCAGCAAGUUCGGUCACACUUGACAAUCACCAUUGGGGACGAUUCCACGUAUGAGAGCAUGAGAGACAUGAUCCUUCGGUGGGAGCGUUCUACACAGAAGUGGUCUUCGCAAAUCGUGACAGGAGGGGCACCGCAGAAACCUUCGUAUGAUGAUCCGAACGGCCCGAGCCCCAUGGAUGUCGAUCGUGUGAAAGGAUGGCCUAAAGGAAAGGGCAAAUGGGGUAAAGGGGCUGGCAAAGGAGGUGGCAAAGAUGGAGGAAAGCAUGGAGGAAUGAUUGGAGCAAAGGAGGAAAGGACAGAGGAAAGAAAGGAGGACAAAGUUCGAAACGUCAACCAGAAUGAUACGUCGUCCGCAUCGGGGAACAGUUUGUCCGCAUCGAGCUCAAAUUCAUCGACCGGAACAGCAAGUGUGAAGCGUGUGUUUGAUCUUGCAGACAGUGAUCGACUUGAUGUCCCAAUGACAACGGUCUAUGAGAUGGACAGCGAGGGUUCAGAGUCGUAUGUGUCAGACAAUGAGUCGUGGUGGUGCAGAGUGAUCGAACAUUCCAUGGUUGAUGGUGAGGAUGAAUUGGAAGUCAUCGACUUUGCUUGGGAGACGUACAGCGUCGUGGACAUGAGCUUAGAUGAUGCAUUGCUUGGAGAUGAAGAAUGGGUUGCACAUGCAGAAGUAAGAGGGAUCAGCAGCAGGUCUGACGAGCGCUACAGCGCUCUCUCUGAAGGGCUACCUCAGGAGGUGGUCUUGGAUUCAGGUGCUGACCUCAGUGUGAUGCCGCGAGCAUGGUUGGAAGCGAAUCUUGGAGACAGGGGUUCGAGUGCACCAGUUCGAAUGGUCGACGCCCAAGGGAAAGAGAUGAAGAACCAUGGUAGCAGGAAGAUCACCUUGGACCUAGGCCCAGCGAUGAUCCAAGAGGAGUUCUACGCGUCCGAUGUUGGUGCGCCCCUGAUCUCACUAGGGAGAUUGCUGAAGAAAGGUUGGAGCCUCGACCACAGGAAUGGACUCCUGCAUCUGUGCAAUGAUCCCGAAGAGAUAGAAGUGCCGGUCUCAUUCCGAAGGAAUAGCCUUGUGGUUGAUGCCAGAGUGUUCAUGGUCCGGGAUGAUGAGGUGAAAGAACCAGAAGAAGAAUGUGUUCGAGCAAGCAAAGAAGGUCGGAUUAUAGUGCAACCACAUUUCAACAUCCACGGACUUUCUCCAGGGUGGAAUUUCCUCGACUGUGGUGAUCCUUGCAUCUUGAAGAGAGAUAAGGUCCGCCUCGAUCCUUCAGAUGACAUGUCAGUGCAUUUGUGGAAGUAUCGCACGACUUUGGUGUUCAGGCAGGAAGCGUGGGAGCUUGUGGACUUCCAGGAACCCCUGGAAAACGUGGAGAACCUGAGUGAGGUGAUUGAACAUGGCGAUGCAGCAGUCCUGAUAUUCACCAUUAUGCAUCGUACGAAAGGUGACCCCGAUCACUACGGCCUCACGCUCGUUGCUGAAGCUGGAACUUCCGAGGCAGAUGAAGUGAAAGAUUGGCCCGUUGAUCUUGAUCUGUAUGCCGAAGAGAUGAGCGUAGCUGAUCCGCAUGAACAAAUGAGCCCAAUCGAACUCCCAGGUGUAUGUGAUCAUGACGGACAUGAAGAACCGGUGGGCGCAAGUCCCGCCCCAAUGUUGAUCGGAUGUGGAGAAGAAGACCAUGUGGUAGUAGAGGGACUGCGGUUGAACGAGGAUUCGAGUGCUCGAGAACUACGAGAAGCGUGCAAAGCUUUGGGACUGGGGAUGUCUGGUUCCAAGAAAGUUAUGUUCCAGAGGUUGAUGAGUCACUCAAAGAAGAGAGCACUGGAGGAUGCGAUGGCGCUGGAGAAUGCGGCGAAACCUCAUGAACAUCAACCACGUGGAGAGCGACUUCCUAAGCAACCAACUGCUGAUGAGAUUGCCGAGCAUGAGCUCACUCAUGUGCCGUUCAAGGAAUGGUGCAGCUACUGCGUAAGUUGCAGAUCAAGGAGAGAUGCUCACCGUCAGGAUGGAGAACAACAUGACACCGAUGGCGGGGACCCAAUCAUUGCAUUCGACUUCUUUUACACCGAUGUCACGGGAGGUGAACUAGACUUCAUGCGAAGUGCUCCUAAGGACAAAGAUGCGAUGGUUGUGGUGGUGGCUGUGGACAAGACGACAGGAAUGUCAAGAGCCAUACCCCUAGAGUCGAAAGGUGAUCAAUCACUGGUGUAUGCAGCGAAAGAAAUCUUAGGCUUCAUAUCCUAUCUGGGAUAUCAAGGCGUGGUGAUCAGGUCAGACAAUGAGCCUUCUGCAGCAGCCUUGACCAAGAUGAUUUGUCACUCCAGGACGAAGUUGGGUUUGAAGACCGUGGCGAGACCGUCACAACCUCAUGAGCAUGCAACAAAUGGAAUGGCAGAACAAUGCGUUCAGAACAUUCGAGAUCUAGCAUCAACUUUGUUGGAACAGGUGAAGGCUCAAUCGGGAACGGAGAUUCGGACGAGAGAUGAGAUUGCAGGCUGGGCGUAUGUGCAUGCCUCAAUGCUUCAGAACACGUUUGCAGUCAGAGCUGGAACGACUUCGUUCGAGAAGGCAUUUGGCUUGGCCUACAAUGGGAAGUUGGCAUGUUUCGGCGAGGUGGUCCUGUUUGCGUUGAGUCAAGGCCAUCGAAAGAAAGGACGCCCGAAGUUCGUGAAAGGCCUGUGGCUUGGAAAAUCGCUGGUGAAUGACAUGCAUGUGUGUGGAACAGCGCUUGGUUUGUACCUGUCAACAACGGUCCGGAGGCUGAAUCCACAGGAAAGGUGGAGCAAGCAUAUGCUGAAAGAAUUCCAAGGCAAACCGUACAAGUUUUCGUUGAGCAGCCUGGGAAAAGUCGUGAUUCCGGCUAUGAAAGACAGGACAAAGCCGAAUGUGGUACCGGACAUGCCAGUGAUGCCAAUGGAAGGACCAAAGGAGGCAGCGUUGAAGGCACCAGAUGAGGCAGGAUCUGAUUCUUCAAGUUCAUCAUCGCAGUCAGGUGCAAGACAAUCUAGCAAUGAAGAGCCAGGAGGGGUUUCGACACCAUCGUCACAGCAUGCUAGCUCAGCCCCGUCGGAAGGCAGAACUGGUGAUGGCGUGCGAGAAGAGAUGGACAUCGAGGCAGGAGCAGGACAGAAGAGAUCUGAGCCCGAACCAAGUGACAAGGAAGAAGACAAGCGUGGAGAAAAGCGACCGAUGCCGGAGGAGAAGAACGUCCCGCUGAAUGCACCUCCACUUUAUGCUGGGAGCUCAUCGCCACCAAAGACCUCAAGGGUUUCAACCGUGAAAGUUGCAGAUGCUGAGUACUACACAUUGGAUGAGCACCUAGAAGAGGAGUGGGGUGACAUGGAAGAGUGGGAGAUUUGGUCUGAGGUAGAAGAGGGAGAAGAGAGCAUUGAUUGGGGAGAGCUUUGGCGUAACAGGACUGAGAAUGAGGGGCCUCCAGAACUGUCGGAACACGAGAUGAACCAAGUGGAUGCUGAGAGCAGGAAGACCGAAGUGAAGCGACUCCUUGACAUGGGAGUGUUGGAACAGGUAUCGUCCUUACCUGAGAACGCAGAGUUGUUGCAGACGAAGCAUGUGAUGGACUGGCGGUACCGUGAGGCGAAGUGGAAGAGAAGGGCGAGGUUAGUGUGCAAGCAGCUGAAGAUAUGGGACCCAAACAGGACAGACGUGUAUGCCCCAAGCACCAAUCCAUCAAUUGCAAAGCUGUUGCCGGCCCUCAUGGUUUCCCGACCAGGGUGGCAAAUGGUUAGCUUCGACGUGAAGGAUGCUUUCCUCGAGGUGAAGCAGCGUCAAGAGCUUUAUGUGAUGUUGGACGGCCUCCCAUAUAGAGACCAUCGUUGCUUGCCAGGACAGCAGGCAGCGUCUGCGUGGUGGGGAGAACAGCUGGCGGCGGACCUGGCUACAGCUGGCUUGGUGCCAGAUGAAGCAUGUCCGGCAGCGUUUGGACAGCCAGGUUUGGGUGCAACAGUUCAUGUCGAUGAUGGCUUGCUAGCUGGAACCCCAGAGAACACACGAAAGGUAACUGAGAUCCUGGAGAAGAAGUACAAGCUGGAAGUCUCAGAACCCGUGAAGAACAUAGGUGAUAGCCUGAAGUUCCUGAAGAAAGAGUUACUAAUCACCGAGUCUGGCAUUGAGGUGCGAGUCGACAAGAAGUACUUGGAGAAGAUUUGUGGUGUGUUGGACCUGAAAAGGCCGAGAGUGAGGAAAACGCCGUGCAGUCCAGAAAUUGCCAAAAUGGAUGAGUCAGAGCCCUUGCAGGAGCUGGAGGCUUCGAAGUUCAGAGCGGCAGUCGGAAGCUUCCUGUACCUCAGCCCAGAUAGACCAGAUGCCCAAUGGACCAUCGCACACUUGGCAAGGUCGAUGAGUCGGCCAACGAAGCGUAUGUGGAAGCAUGCCUGUCACUUAGCAGAGUAUCUGUUAGCCACAGCUGAUGUGUGUCUCACGUUGGCAUGGACGUAUCCGGGAAGGUCAAGUUUGGAUGAGAGAAAGCUCAGUCGAGAGGAGGCAACAAGGCUGCAAAUAGAGAACAGCGGCAAACCGGAUUUGGUUGAGGGCAUGAGCGAUAGUGACUGGGCUGGACAUUGGACGAGGGUGUCAUCGACGUGUGGCCACGUCUACUUGAAUGGGAACGCGACCUUCAGCUUCGUGAGGAAGCAAGGCUCGAUUUCUCUGUCGUCAUGCGAAGCAGAGCUCAUGGCAUGUUGUUCCACGGCAGCAGAACUGAUGUAUGUUGGGCACGUGAUCAAGACGCUUUCAAGCACACCUUGUCGGUUGUUAUGCCGGCUAGACUCGUCUAGCGCCCGAUCAUUGCUCCAAAAGCGUGGCGUGUCGAAAGUGCGUCAUCUGGAAACGAAACUGCUAUGGGUACAGAGGGAAACUUCGAGGGGAACCUUGGAACUGGGAACAGUGUCCACGUACCUAAAUACUGCUGACAUAGGUACAAAGGCGCUAAGCUCAGAACGCUAUGGAUUCCUGAUGUCUCGCCUGGGCUAUGGUGGCUUCGAGUGUCCGAACAGAAACAAGCAGAAGUAUGAGCAGAUGAAUGCCAAGGUGAUUCGUUUGCUGGUGAUGAUGGAUGCAAUGAGAACCGCGAAUGGAGCAGAAGCCUUUGGAAGAGAUCGUGAGCUUGAGCAAAGUGGCAUCACGAUUAUGAGCGCCUUGAGCCUGGAGAUCAAGGUCAACCAAUGGGGUGGUGUUCUCCUGGUGGCUGCGGGUUUGGUGAUCCUGAUGACCGUGCUGUACAUGGUAUGGCAAAUGGCAUGGAAGGAAAAGCGACUUGGAGACCUACAGAGGAAGGGGAACCACCACUAUGUGGACCAGAUGAACCUCGACGACCAGAUGAACCUCGACGACCAGAUGAACCUCUACGACCAGAUGAACCUCGACGAGAAGAUGAACCUCGACGACCAGAUGAACUUCGACGACCGGAUGAACCUCUUCGAGCAGGUGAACCUCGACGGCAAGAUGAACCCCAAGUCCGAGUACAAGCUCAACCUGUGCAUCAAGGUGGACACGGGUGGAAUCAGAGACAGGCACAGCAUGAUGGGCGACAUGUUCGGUUGCUCACUCGUGAACAAGCAGUCCGUGAAGGAUAUGAGGGAUGCAGGCAAUGCAACCCAUGAUGAGGACCCAGAUGGAGCGAGAUGA